AUGUCGUCCGGACUCCCUCCUAUCGCCUCGCUCCCCUCUCUCCCCGAGGCAGAGCGAUUCCGCGUGCUGGACACGCUCUUCGAACCCUCGCCCGAGCUUCACACCUUGAUGGCCCCCGUCCUGGCCAACCAGUCCUUCUCGUCCUAUGCCCGCCUGAUUGACGCCGUCGGGGGUCGAAUGUCCGCCCUCUCGGCCGCCAACUCCCCCACUGACCGAUCCGUCCUGCUGGGCAUCCUGGGAUCCCAUCCGCGACUGGGACGACCCAAGGCGGCUCCGGCCGAGCAUCUGAGCGAGCUGAGCAAGCAGGAACAGGCCCGCUUAAACGCGGGGACAGAGGAACUGGCGGAGAAGCUGGCGCGCUUGAAUGCCGAGUACGAGGAGAAAUUCCCGGGUCUGAGAUUCGUAACCUUUGUCAACGGGCGAAGUCGAGAGGAGAUCAUGCCGGAGAUGCGCCGGAGGAUCGAUCGCGCGGAUGCCGACCGGGAAGUCGAGGAGACCAUCCAGUCGGUGGAGUUGACCUUGUUUGAUCUGGACGCAGGCGAUGUGCGAGAUUGGCAAAGAUCGCGCGCGGAAGUUGGAAAGUUCGUCGCGGAUGUGAGCGGAUCUGCUGGCUACUCUUCCACUUCCAUGAAGUUCGAUCUACUAGAUGACGGAAUAUUAUAUUAG
Messenger RNA from Aspergillus affinis, 666 nucleotides. Its product is annotated as 2-oxo-4-hydroxy-4-carboxy-5-ureidoimidazoline decarboxylase. The record is from RefSeq and is a predicted model, not a curated record. The transcript has 3 exons. The coding region runs from base 1 to 666 and encodes 221 amino acids. Lineage: Eukaryota; Fungi; Ascomycota; Eurotiomycetes; Eurotiales; Aspergillaceae.